Molecule: messenger RNA, 513 nt
Organism: Oppiella nova
Lineage: Eukaryota; Metazoa; Arthropoda; Arachnida; Sarcoptiformes; Oppiidae
Source: the annotation of a GenBank genome assembly
AUGUUGGGCACCGGCAGCUCGGGCGAGGGUCACCUCCGAGAUCACGCCAAACAGAAGUACAUCGGAACGUCGUUUAGGACCGAUGCCUUCAGCGACCAGAAAUACCUGGAAAUACUGGGCCAGGAGUUCAAUAGCGUGUCAUGCGAGGCUUUAAUAUGGGGGUUUCUGGAGGCAGUACGGGGGCAGUACAACUGGGAACCCGCCGACAAAGUGGUCGCAUAUGCAGAGCAACACAAUAUGACGAUCAGGGGGCAUAACCUCAUUUGGCACGAACUGUUACCCUCAUGGAUUGCGGGACUGGAGGGCAAAAAGGCUGAGCUCGAGCAAGUGAUGAAGGACCAUAUUAAUACAGUGGUUGGACGUUUUAAAGAUAAGAUCUACGCGUGGGAUGUGGUCAAUGAAGUGAUCGAUGAAGUGUCCGGCGAACUAAGGGACAGCAUAUGGUCGCGAACUUUUAACUACAGUUUCAUUGAGGAGGCCUUCCGUACGGCACACGCGGCCGACCCUAACGCC